AUGUCCAAACGGUGCAGAGACCACUGCGACUCCGAUCUACCGCAAAAGCGGACCCGCACUCGGGACGAUAUUGGGCCUGUUGAUCGUUUGUCUGGUCUGAGCAAUGAGUUGUUGCUCCAUAUCCUUUCCUUUUUACCAGUAUCGUCCCUUAACGUCUGUCAAAGGUUAUCACAUCGCUUCCAUGCUCUUGGUGGGGACUCCGAGAUAUGGAAAAGGCAAUACUACUCGCAAUGGGUACGACCACGUGCCCGCCGCCUUGCAAGUUCUAGACGCACAACACUCCCGGCCAAGGCAGAUUAUUCGCCCAAGGUCGCAACGUGGUUCGACCAUGGGCACUUGGCACAGGAGGGCAAUUGGAAACAGCAGUAUCGGCUCCGGCAUAAUUGGUCCAAAGGGCUAUGCCGGGUUACUGAGGUAGAGUUUCCUCAGCCACCAUGCCCUCCUACGCUGAUCAGGUUUUGUGCUGGGGUUGUCUUGACGGCAGACUCAGCGCACGGGCUCCAGGCUUGGACCACAAGGGAUCCGGCAUGUUGUCUCGCAAAAAUUCCUUUGUCAGCUCCAUUAGAACCAUCGCCUACGAUCCCAACCGCCUUGGCAGUAAGCCAGAUUCAAGAUAAGAUCGAGAUCUCAGUCGGGCUGGAAAAUGGUCACUUCAGCCUCUUCGUCUUGAAUCUUCAAAAUUCUCGGCUAGACUUUCAGUCCUCUCAUGUCGGCUGCAGUGAUGCUUCUAUAACCGCAAUGGCCCUCUCCUCGCCGUAUCUAAUGGUAGUAUCCCAGCACAAAGAUUUGACCCUAUACAAUUUGCGACCUGGCAGCCAUCGAGCAGACGAAACCGAAGCCUCGGAGCCCUACCAGGUUGCCUCCCUCAAGGCAGAUAACAUUGUUGCACCCAUGACACUCUCUCUCAGAGUCUCGUCCUUUGAGAUUGUCGCCACUAUUGUGUAUAGCUUCUUCCACAUUGGCUGUGGGUGGUCUCUGGGGAUUCAAGAAUUGCGUCUAGGCAAAGAUGGGCAACAACUCGAUUCCCGACUGGCUACUACGGUGGAUUCCCAAUAUGGAUUGAGGCCACUUCAAUCCAGGAAAAGGCGACACUCUGCAGUCGAAUGCAAUCAACCUUCCAUCGACCCUGGGGCACCGUCUAUCAUACAUCAACAGCCGCCAACCUCGAUGUCCUAUUCCCAUCCGUAUUUGCUGACCUCUCAUGCCGACAACACUUUGACUAUGUACCUUGUGGUAUCUACAUCGGAGAGGUUGUUUGUCCAGGGCGGCCGGCGACUUUGGGGCCAUACCUCUUCUGUAUCUGCUGUUCAGGUGACCAAUCGUGGGAAAGCUGUCUCUGUAAGUUCUCGAGGGGAUGAGAUCCGAAUAUGGGAAUUAGAGAUGGCGAUAUCAUCCCUGAGCAGCCGUAAGUUCUUGGAGAAUGGAGUUCAGCUCAAUGCUGGAAACCAGGAUGGGGAGCCAGAGCUAGAGCCAGAGCCAGGACUAGGAACGAUUUACCAGCAUUUGGGCAGUGUAAAAGUUGAACCCCAAGAAUCCACCCCUAUCGGAUUUGACGAAGAACGGGUACUUCUUCUUCGAGAAAAGACGGGGACACAGUUACUUGAGUGUUACGACUUCACCUAA
Messenger RNA from Penicillium mononematosum, 1623 nucleotides. Its product is annotated as WD domain protein. Gene Ontology annotation, molecular function: protein binding. The coding region runs from base 1 to 1623 and encodes 540 amino acids. The transcript is spliced from 2 exons. The record is from RefSeq and is a predicted model, not a curated record. Lineage: Eukaryota; Fungi; Ascomycota; Eurotiomycetes; Eurotiales; Aspergillaceae.